Molecule: messenger RNA, 741 nt
Organism: Drosophila elegans
Lineage: Eukaryota; Metazoa; Arthropoda; Insecta; Diptera; Drosophilidae
Gene: Ilp3
Product: probable insulin-like peptide 3
Exons: 2
Coding region: 62-439 (125 amino acids)
Cellular component (GO): extracellular region
Molecular function (GO): hormone activity
Source: RefSeq, a predicted model, not a curated record
GGAGCCAAACAGUUGUGGCCGGCACACACUUGGCAGACAUCCACUCAUCCACUCCGGCGACAUGCAACGGAACCCGAACCCGAACACAAAUCCGGAGAGGAGGAUCCUGCUCCACAGCCUGAUCCUGCUACUCCUGAUGAGCGGCAGCGUGCAGGCCAGCAUGAAGUUCUGUGGCAGUAAACUGACCGAGGCCCUCUCCCAAUUGUGCGUUCAUGGCUUCAAUGCGAUGAUCAAGCGAACUUCGGUCGUAGAUCCCAUGGACUUAAACCUUAUCGAGGGCUUCGAGGACAGUGUGCUCCUGGCUAGGAUGUUUGGAGAAAGUGCCGGCCAGAUGCUAAAGACACGACGUGUCCGUGAUGGAGUCUUCGACGAGUGCUGUUUAAAGUCGUGCCGUGUGGAGGAAUUACUGCGGUAUUGUGCUCCUAAGCCCAACACGUGAACCUUCUAUUAACCUUCCGACGACACCUAAAACUACUGAAAAGAUAUGGCCCGCCUGGAAAUAAACCUCACGUAUAUUUUGUUGUUAAGUCGUUAUAACAGCUUAAUCAAUUUCCAUUCUUGAACAUGAUAUAUAUAUGCACAUGUUUGUUGAAUGCAUGCGCAUAAUUUAUAAUCGGAAAUCAGAGACAGACACGCGAAAUGAAUCGGAACACGGGAUGUUAUGCAUGUAGAUAUGAAUGUAUAGGGCCUGAAUACAUCGCCUGGGUAUAAAUUAUUAAAUAAAUUAUGUAUUCAAACUGC